GAAACGUCUGCGGAAUUUAGUUCACUCAAUCGAGUUACGCCACUGUGUAUACGUUGUGUUUAAAGCUCACAACAGUGGUCAUGCCGGUUGUAAUUUUAGGUUAAAUUAUUUUGGCGUGAGAUUUUUCGCGUAGUUUAAUAAUAAAAUAAUAAGAUAAUAUAGAAAACAAAAAAACCUGGAAUAUAGCGGUUUAAAAAAAAAUUAGAAAAAAAUGGACAAUAAAAUAACGAUAUGCGACCCCGACGAAGAAGAGGAAUUAGAAAAUGAUAUAUUGCGUGAUAUGGAACCAGUUAUGUGGAUCAAUGACGAUCCGAACUACGAUUUGGACGAGAUUAACACGUUUUUUCACAGAGUUGACUCAGAUCAAAUCAUAUACGAGGAGAAGAAGAAAAGGUGCAAAUUUAUCGGCAAAUAUGUCAUGGGCGACGUUCUCGGCGAGGGUAGUUACGGAAAAGUUAAGGAGGUUCUAGAUUCGGAAACGCUCUGUCGACGAGCCGUCAAAAUACUGAAGAAACGAAAACUCCGAAGGAUACCGAACGGAGAACAAAACGUUCAACGGGAAAUAAAAUUAUUAAGAAUAUUGAAGCACAAAAAUGUAAUAAAUCUCGUGGAUGUUUUAUGUAGUGACGAGAAAGAGAAGAUGUAUUUAGUUAUGGAAUUCUGUGUUUGCGGGUUACAGGACAUGUUGGAAAGCACACCAGCCAAGAAGCUUCCGCUUUGGCAGGCGCACGAUUAUUUCUGCCAGUUGUUGGACGGUUUAGAAUAUCUUUACAGCAAAGGAAUAGUUCACAAGGACAUAAAACCUGGCAAUUUGUUACUAGCUCUAGAUGGUACAUUAAAGAUUAGCGAUUUUGGCGUCGCAGAGGCGUUAGACAUGUUUUCCAAAGACGACACAUGUACAAUAGGUCAGGGAUCGCCGGCGUUUCAACCACCAGAAAUCGCGAACGGCUGCGAGAGUUUCUCAGGUUUUAAAGUAGACAUAUGGAGUAGCGGAGUUACAUUGUACAACAUAACAACAGGUCAAUACCCUUUCGAGGGCGAUAAUAUAUACAAGUUGUAUGAGAACAUUGGAAGGGGUGAAUAUAGUAUACCGAACGAAAUAGAAGAUCCUCUGAAAUCGCUCAUACAGGGAAUGUUGCAGAAGGACGCGGAUAAAAGAUUUACAUUGCAACAGGUUAAGAGACACGCCUGGACCGUUUGCAAGCACCCCAAAAUGCAUAAGGAGGUGCCCAUACCGCCCCUGAAAAGCAACUCGUGCCACAGUAUGACCGUCUUACCAUACCUGUUGGAGUAUCAUUGCGGGAGCGAUGAUGACGACCCUGUUUAUUAUACGGAACAUCAGCUGAACGAAGAGAGAAGACUUCAAGAGUUAGAUCAUAUCAGCGAGGAUCAGAAAACCACGUGUAACAGCCAUCAUAUCAAACCCAACGCGAACAGUCAGAACAAACGGAGAUGGCGCAAACCAAUCUCGUGCAUAAGUAUGAAGAGAUUUCCGUCUUGCAAACCGUCGUGAUUUCGACGAUCGUUUCGCGUGUUUCUUCGCUUGUAUAUUGCCGACCGAGUCGGUCGCUAUAAAGCUUCUCCGUGUCCAAGACCGAAAGCUUGAUAAUACGCGCUGUGAGCGUAUACGUUACACGUUACGCGAUUCAGCGUGUAACGCAGCACGAAUAGAACGUAACGCUUUUGAAGUGUCGCUUCAAAAGUGUCGAAUGAAAAAGAAAAAAAAAAAAAAAACGUUUGUGAUAUUAAGAUUAAAUAGCAUAUAGAGAUAACAAUUCACGACAACCUUAUUCGUCAUACGAUAUACUACGAAACGUCUGUUCAAAUUUACAUUUAUCUUUCGGUGCCAUAUUGAUAGUGCGAUUAAUAAAUAUGUUAAUCGUAAAAUAAUUCUGUUUUAUUUUUAUUUGAACUGUGUGUGUGUGUGUGUGUACGACGGGAAAACCGACGAAAAAAUGUAAGCAACAUCACGCUAUAAACCAAAUUUAUAUAUAAACGAAAAUGCAUUAAAAAAAAAUAAAGUUAUGAAUAUAUUAAAAAAAUAUUUUUAAAAUAAAAAAAUAUAUUUAAGAGGUAAAAAAGGUCUGUGACUAGAUAAACUAGUAAUUUUCUAGAGAAUUAUACACAUAUUAUAAUCGACACGUAAAAAGUUUCAGAAUCACCCUAAAGAUACAUUGCAAAACAUCUCAAACCUGAUAUUUUUUUUGCGUUUUUCACAAGGUGCCUAAGUGACUAGUCGAAAGAAUUCGGGCUCGCGUCCCUCAAAUCAACGCAAAGUGACCGCGUGUUUGUGUAUUUUCGCGUUUAGAGAGAUUUUCAGUGUUUUAUUUCGUUUGUCGGUCAUUUGAUCUCGAACGAAGAAAAUGUGGAUCAGUUACGAAGUCGUCGGUGUCCGUUUCACGGAGAAGUGGCUACGAAUAAAGUGGAGGUCAAACUAACUUUAUUACGCGUCAGGUUUGUUUUAUCGUUUUCUACGUUCUUGUUUCUAUCUAAAGCUCCACUUUUCCACGUCUUGCUAACACGCGUGAUUGUUGCUCGUAAGUUUUGCUUUGCAGAUCUCAUAAAAUACCGGAAGAGACACUUGCCUUUCAGCGCGUUAAAACGUUGCAAGUGAUUCGAACAAGGAAACGCGACACAUUUUCUAGGAAAAGAAUCUAGUCUUCGGCCUCGUCUAGAACAAGUCACGAUCUACUGAGAGAGAGAGAACCGGAAGAAGAUUCAAAAGACAAAUUGAUGUAUCUCGGAAAACAAUAAAUAACACUUAGAAGAUGUAAUCAAGCUUCUCUCACAGAUUUCCUGAUUGUCCAUCCUGUGCAAUUUCUUUUUAACAAAAACGUUUUUUUUUUGUUUUUUUAAAACAAAUUGUGCACAUUGACAAAAGAAACGUCUAAAAACUGACAGACAGUACAGGACAGUGUGUGGUGCAAAGGUGAUCUGUUUUUGCAGCUGUAAAUGAAAAUCUUAUAUGUUACCACUACACCAAUUAUUAUUUAAUAGCUCCACUUAUAUAUUCCAAUCUCGUUAUGUAUAUAUUGUACUUUAUAUUACAAACAAGUGUUUUGUUUUUGCUGAAACUACACUAAAUUCAAUUCGAUCGCCAAUUUACUCUUCUUACUUUUCUCUUGUCACAUUUCAAGAUGUGAUAAGACUCUACAUGUGAUCUUGCUUAAAAUAAUGUACAAUAUAACAACGAAAUUUAAUUGCAAUUUUUGCAAACAUAUCAAAGUUGGUUUGGUUAAAAUCUUCGACGAAGCGUUUUGGGAGACAAUAAAUUUGGAAGAAUAUUAAAAGUGCAAUUUGAUCUCACAAAAGCAAAUCCUGAGAUUUUGAUCGGAAAAACUAAAUAUCAGCAAUAUUAAUUCCCAGUCCCUUUCUGUAACUCGUAAUAAUUUCGUAUAUCGUUGUCGUAUCGUUGCGCAUCAAUACUUUUGUCUGCGCAACAAUUCGUAAUGCAUACACUAUUAGAACUUACAGAAGACUAGAGCUGGUGAGCUGGUGAUUGAGAAGAUAUAGAUUUUCUUCCAUAUUUAUAAUAAUAAAAGAUGACGAUUAUAUAAUCUUAAAUGUACAAAUAAGUUAUUAAGUAGUCUACAUACAUAGUAGCUCCUUCUUAAAUCAGAAAAAUUUCCACUCGCUUUCUACACGUUUGUCGCCAUUUCCCAUCGAUAUAAAAAAGUUAUGUCGUGAAUAGACGUGUUUACGACAUUUAUUUUGCUUUUUCCUUCUUGAACAAUCGGGACAAUUGGUCUAGGCGCAAAAGAAGAAAGAAGCGCUCGGAUUCACCUCUCAAUUUUCGAUUUUGCUUCGAUCCCAAAAGAAUUUCCGAGUUUAAGAAGA
Molecule: messenger RNA, 3837 nt
Organism: Pseudomyrmex gracilis
Lineage: Eukaryota; Metazoa; Arthropoda; Insecta; Hymenoptera; Formicidae
Gene: Lkb1
Product: serine/threonine-protein kinase STK11
Exons: 6
Coding region: 212-1513 (433 amino acids)
Biological process (GO): intracellular signal transduction; mitotic cell cycle; glucose homeostasis
Cellular component (GO): spindle pole; cytoplasm; centrosome
Molecular function (GO): protein kinase activator activity; protein serine/threonine kinase activity; ATP binding
Source: RefSeq, a predicted model, not a curated record